GUAUGGCCGCUGCAACGGCGCGGGAGCGCAGUGCCAGAACCAUGAGCAGCAGCCGUCUUCUCGCCAUCCUGCUCGUUCACUUAAUCGGUAGCGCAGGGGAGAGUGACGAACAGAAAACGUGUGAUCAGUACUUCAAGGCCGGCGUCGAAGCUUACCUGGAGGAGAGGUGGUACGAUUGCGUCACGAAUCUGGAAAAGGCGUUGUCAGAGUACCGAAAUUACAGGCAGACAAUCGUAAACUGCCGGACGAGUUGCGACGAGAAGGCCCGUUCUUCUCCGCAUAUAUUCGAGACCGAUGUCGAAGAUCUGCACUUCUACGAGGAAAAAAUAAAGAAAACUCUGUGUCUUAUGAAAUGUAAGCCGAAUUACUUCAGGGAUAGGUCUUAUUUGUCCAAGGAAAUUGAAGAAGAGUUUGAAAAUCUCAAACCGUACGAAUAUUUACAACUGUGUUAUUACCAGCGACUCAUGCUACAGGAAGCUGCUCAGGCUACGUUUACAUUUCUGACAAGAAACCCAGACAAUGAGGUUAUGAAGGCCAAUCUCAAAUUCUAUUCCACGCUUCCAGAGGUGGAAAUGUCAGAAAUAACAAAUCUCGAAGCAGCGGCUUUCGUCCCUCUGUACAUACACGGACUGGACGCCUACAACAGCGAGGACUACGCCAUGGUGACCCGCUACAUGGAAGAAUCUCUCGAGGAAUACCUGAGAGCGGACGCGGACUGCAGAGCGUACUGCGAGGGCCCCUUCAACCACGGCUGGUUCCCCGACUUCACCUCCGCCAUCUCCAAUCAUUACACUUACUGCCUAAAAUGCAAGAGCAAGUGUACCGACAAAGUUAACACUGUCAAUGGGGAAACGCAUGACGAUCUGCUGCAGAACCAUUAUCACUACCUGCAGUACGCAUAUUUCAAAGUUGGUGAUAUGAGGAAAGCAUGCGAGGCAGUUGCUACCUAUCUGCUCUUCAGUCCCGCAGACGAGACUAUGUUGCAAAAUAAGAAAUAUUAUCUCAGUUUGCCGAAAGUGGAAAAAGAUUUUUUUAAACCACGGGAGGAAGCUGUAAAAUACAUCCUGAGAAAAGAAUAUGAAUCUAAGCUGUUAAACUUCAUCGAAACUGACUUCACAUUUGACAAGAAAGAUGAAAUUGAAACAUCGGAAAAUGAAAUAGAGGAUGAAUCUUCCUGACUAUUACAGCUUACCAUUGUGAGAAGGAUAUGACCUGGACCACAAUGUAACCAGUGAACUAAAUGACUUUCAGAAGCGAGAAUGCUCACUACAUUCUGUAUUGCUAAGAACAUUUGUUGUUCAUCAGUGUAGUGCAAUUACACCUGAAGUCUCAUAUUGGUUUUGGGAUGAUGCCUGUAACGCACUCCUAUUGUGACAGUUUACAGAUUUAUAAUGACAUACCAACUUUGGAUAUUUUGUGGAGAAAUAGUUUUAUUUAACUUAUGCAGCUAAUGGUAUAUGCAUCCACUGCCUUAGAUUAAACUCAAUAUCUCUAAAUCAAUAACAAUAAUGAUAACUACUGUCAUAUUAAUACUUUCAUCCAUUAAGAAGUUAUUAAACUACAUGUUAAGUUUAGGACUAAAAUAUCUGCCUUUAUUUGCAGUGUGCAAUGUGUUUGUGAUAUUUUAAGAAUCAGUCACAGCUAUUUCUUAACAAUUGUGCAUCUUUUAUACGUAAUUCAUGGCAACAAACCUUCAAAGAAAGUUGUGAACAUAAGUGAACAGAAAAUGUAACUUAACUGUAGAAGAUUAAAUCUGUGUUCUGAACUAGAACUUGAAAUAAUAUUUCAUUAUUUAAUUGAUAUAACUGAACACUGCUCUAAAGUAAUGUGUAUGGGAUCACAUAUACCUGGAUUAUAACCAUUGCCUACGAUUUAAAUGUGCUAACUAAUCAAAUUAAAGUUAAUCUGUGAAUUAAA
Schistocerca serialis cubense is the source of this 1917-nucleotide messenger RNA. RefSeq names its product prolyl 3-hydroxylase 1-like. The transcript has 7 exons. Bases 3 to 1178 code for a protein of 391 amino acids. Gene Ontology annotation, molecular function: protein binding; collagen binding. The record is from RefSeq and is a predicted model, not a curated record. Gene Ontology annotation, cellular component: endoplasmic reticulum. NCBI's taxonomy places the organism in Eukaryota, Metazoa, Arthropoda, Insecta, Orthoptera, Acrididae. Gene Ontology annotation, biological process: collagen fibril organization.